AUGGCGAUAAGCAGCGACAAGAUACCUGCCAACGGCGCAGGUAUAUCCACUACCGGCGUAAACGGCCACUUUAACAAUGUGCAGCCCGAUGGCCGUGUCUCAGAAGAAAACCAUGGACAAAUCCCAGAGACAAAUGGCAGCUCCGACUCCACGGUCAAGAGUGGCCUUCAGGACAUAAUUCUCAUUGAUGAGUUACCCCGAGAAACCUGGUCUAUGGGGGCUGCAAUCCGCCCGAAUGGCGAUAUGCUUCUCCCCCGCCUCAAUGGGCCAGAAUUGUUCAGCACUCAGCAUCCCAAGACUCACAGCAAUCGCUCUCCCAGCUCAGAACCCAAGCUCAUCCACUCGUUCCCUGACGCCACCUCAGUCUUCAACAUCUGCCGGUUAAAAAACACCGGUCGCGAGGAAUAUGCCGUUCUUACGGCGAUUGUCGAUCUAGAGACGCCGGAAGUUUACAACACUGCGGUUUGGCGAGUAGUUCCUUCCACUGGAGAUGCCACCGAGGAAAUUAAGCCCGAGGUCACGAAGAUCGCCGACAUACCAGAGGCCCAGCUGUGCAUCGGGAUGACUUCCGCAUCAGAUCGUAUUCUUCUAGUUGCCGACUCUGGUGCGGGCUGCAUUUACCGCGUCGAUGUGGAAACAGGGACGCUGUCCAUCUUCCACGGGGAUGAGUCAAUGCGACCCGCGACUAAGAAAGACGCCCUUGGUAUUAGCCGAAUAAGGAUCCUUGGGAACUAUUUAUUCUACACAAACACAAGCAGAGGAACGUUUUGCCGCCUCCCUGUCCGGUGGACUGAAGACGGCCAAGAUCUGGAGCCCGCUGGCGCCUGCGAGACGGUGGCACGUGGUCUUGCAAAUGCCGACGGCAUGGUAAUCACUAGAGACGGUGCCGCUGCCUACAUCGAUAGUUAUAUCAGUGGCACACUCUGGAAGGUGGAAAUAGACUUUGAAACAGGAAGUGGUGUCGUCCAUACCCUUCGAGAGCGGAUACCAGACCCCACAGGCAUGGAACUGGUAUACGCUGAACAGGACCAGGAACCCACGCUCUUCGUGGUAUGUUGCGGCUGUUUAGGACAAGAAUGGCGAGACAGAGUUGGCGCCAAGUGGCUUGAUAUGCUCCAUGUGGACAGAUCGAUCAAGGUGACGGUGGAGAUAUUUAUCACGUACGAGCCCAAUCCCGACUACAUACUUGGAGAGUGCGAGAACUAG
This is a messenger RNA of Clonostachys solani, 1206 nucleotides long. The record is from the annotation of a GenBank genome assembly. Lineage: Eukaryota; Fungi; Ascomycota; Sordariomycetes; Hypocreales; Bionectriaceae.